UUUUCCGUGAAAUGUAUGCCUGGAAAAUGCGAGUGCUUCUUGUCCAAGAUGCCAGAAGAUCUGCCUGAUCCAGAAAGCGACAUCGAUAUCCUCAGCAUUUCUGUCCGAAACCUAUUAUUCAACAUGGGGGACAUUCUGCAUGACAAUGUGAGUGGUAAUGAGACGGGUGUUCAUUCCCACCACAAUCCCGUUAUGGACGGCUUCUUCGCCUUGGUCUUUGGGAUCUUGGCCCUCCUGGGUCCCUUUGGUUUGGCACUGGUCCAAUCAGGGUUGGCUCAACGACGCAACGUGGUGUCGAUCUUGCUGAAACCUUUGAUUCAAUUCUGCUGCGGGGUAUUGUCGUUUUGGGCCGUGGGUAGCGGGUUUUCCAUUGGGAGUGGCAACUUUUUCAUCGGGCUGGAACAUUUCUUCUUCAAUGAGUUGGACUCGCACCAUUUCCCUCAAUGGUUCUUCCAAUGUUGCACAGCCGUGUAUUGCGUUUCCAUAGCGGCCAGUGGAGGGUUUGAACGAAAUCGGAUGAGAACCGAUUUUAUGAUCGCCAUCCUGGUCCCAAGCGUCCUCUUUCCUAUCCCCGCCCAUUGGUGUUGGCAUUUUGAAGGCUGGUUAGUGCAAGCUGGGUAUGUGGAUUAUGCCGGGGGUGGAGUUAUCCACGUGAUUGCCGGUGGAUGUGGCCUUGUCUUAGUUCUGCUGGGACAAAGACGCCAUCAUCAUCCCGAACAUGGAAUAGAAUACCGAGACGCCCUCUUGAGAUCCGGGCACAAUAUCUCAUUGGCCAUUUUGGGGGGUUUGUUCAACAUUAUUGGUUGUCUGGCUAUUCAAUUGGGUGCCGGAGGCGACCAUUUCCCUCAGCAGUACCACACGAAUACCCUUGCCAAAGUGAUCCUUAACUCCAGUUUGGCUUUGGCGACUGGAGGUAUGAUGGCCUUUAUUCUUGGACGCUUGUCUGUGAAACAAUGGAGCGUGUAUCGAAUUUUCGGUGGCAUGAUUGCAGGUUUGGUAUGCGCUUGUCCCGGUACUGAUGUGUUGAACCCCUGGGCCAGUGUGGUCAUUGGAGCUGUGGGAGGAUUGGUGUACAUUCCCCUACGUUCAUUUGUGAAGACAUUGCGUCUCGACGAUCCAUUGGAAGUGAUCUCGGUUCACCUUGUUCCCGGUUUACUGGGAUUGAUUCUCUUGCCGUUCUUUCACCCUGGGAAAGGCAUCUUUUGGAGGUGGGACUCGGCAUCUGGUUGGUAUUUGGCCAUGAACAUUGCUGGAGCCUUCACUCUUCUUUUGUGGGCAUCAAUCGUGAGUCUGGCUAUAUUUGGUUGCUUGGCACUUUGCGGCAUGCUUAAAUACGACAUGGAGACUCAAGUGGCAGGGAUUGAUGAACGGACCAUGAGAGAGAUUGCCUUGUCUGCCAUGACCUCAGCUGAUACAUUCGCCAUGAGCAACAUCAACAAUAACGAUGCCAUCCACCAUCACGUCAAAUUUAUGGACCCCGCUCAGUCUUCGCUAAUGAACGGAGCCACUUUCAACCAAAGCACCACGCUCAACUACCCGCACGAACCGCUCAUGGCUAGCACACAAAAAGAGCUCAAGCUCCCAAGAUUGGUCCUGGAGGAACCACAAGAGUCUCACGCUAUACCCGAAACCCCAUCCCGAGCAGUUCCACCCAUGAGUUCAAACCAUCGAAGGCCAAGCUACGAAAGGACUCCCAUCAUUUCCAGAACCGAUGAUGUCUUUGAUCCGGAAAGCCCGAGAAUCGAGAUCCUCAGCUCAUUAACGAGAGAAAACAUCCGACAGGGGCUCAAAGACUUGAAACCCACGGAGAUUAAACACAAGAGGCCAAGUUUGGCAUUGCGACGGCCUUUGACUCCAUCGUCGAGGAGCGAGAUCCCUCAAGAUAUGGAAAUUUAGUACUGCCACCCCUUAUUUGAAUAUGGAACUAUUGACAAUCAUUUUAGAAAUACAAAGCUAAUCGCACUUA
Messenger RNA from Tigriopus californicus, 1966 nucleotides. Its product is annotated as ammonium transporter 3-like. Bases 16 to 1896 code for a protein of 626 amino acids. Gene Ontology annotation, molecular function: ammonium channel activity. NCBI's taxonomy places the organism in Eukaryota, Metazoa, Arthropoda, Copepoda, Harpacticoida, Harpacticidae. Gene Ontology annotation, cellular component: membrane. The transcript is spliced from 5 exons. Gene Ontology annotation, biological process: ammonium homeostasis; ammonium transmembrane transport. The record is from RefSeq and is a predicted model, not a curated record.